Messenger RNA from Monopterus albus (swamp eel), 569 nucleotides. It is a transcript of the gene ttc36, whose product is annotated as tetratricopeptide repeat domain 36. Gene Ontology annotation, molecular function: protein binding. Lineage: Eukaryota; Metazoa; Chordata; Actinopteri; Synbranchiformes; Synbranchidae. The transcript has 3 exons. The record is from RefSeq and is a predicted model, not a curated record. Bases 1 to 564 code for a protein of 187 amino acids.
AUGGCCUCUGCACACGACAGAGCUGUACUCCAGGCUAUAUUCAACCCCACCACCCCCUUUGGAGACUCCCCUGGCCUGAACCAAGAGGAGGAAUUAAUUGACGAUGACAGUGGCUUUGACGCUGACUUGCUGAAGCAAGUGAAAGAGUUGGAGAUGCAGGGCGUCUUGGCAGCAGAAGCUGGGGAUUUGCAGACUGCACUUCAACUGUUCAGCCAGGCAACCCAGAUCCUGCCUCAGCGAGCCUCAGCCUAUAACAACCGGGCACAGACCCUGCGGCUACAGGGGAACACAGCAGGUGCCCUGGAGGACCUGGACCGAGCCAUCUCUCUGAGUGGCAGCAGUGGACGAACUGCCUGCCAGGCACUGGUGCAAAGAGGCCUUUUACGUAGAUUAGCAUGCCAGGAUGAUGCAGCCAGAGAAGAUUUUGAGAAAGCAGCUGCACUUGGAAGUGAAUUUGCUCGACAGCAGGCUGUGCUUCUUAAUCCAUAUGCAGCCCUGUGCAACAAAAUGCUGUCAGAGGUGAUCAACAAACUAUGCAACCCAGAGGUGUCUGAGAUGAAGUAGCUAGU